Molecule: messenger RNA, 2422 nt
Organism: Jatropha curcas
Lineage: Eukaryota; Viridiplantae; Streptophyta; Magnoliopsida; Malpighiales; Euphorbiaceae
Molecular function (GO): protein binding
Source: RefSeq, a predicted model, not a curated record
CUCUCAAAACCCUUAAAACCCUAACUAUGUUCCUAACUAAUCUCACCUCUUUAACCACUCUUUUCAACGAUAAAUCCAUCAGCUGCCACUUCGCCACUUCCUUUUUGCCAUUUCUAACAAAGAAUUUAAUGAAACCAAUUAAGUUGUUGAUGAUUAAUUAAAAUCAAGAAAAUGGGGUCGUAUCAAGAACCGUAUAAAGAGUCUUCCUUUCGCUUUCUACACACAACAACUCAAUCUCCUCCACACUUAAAAUUGCUCUGAUCAUAAUAUUUACUGCCAUUACUAUUAUUACUUUAGCAGCUUUGAAAAGUGUGCUUGGAUAGAUCUUAUGUUCUGUUCUGUUCUCUUCUGCUCUGUUUCUCUGCCUCUAUAUUACUAUCUUUGCUUUUCUAAAACACAAGGAACCAAUUUUCUUGAGUUUCUUUUACUAACUUUCUUUGCUUCUGUUUCCCUCUUUUUUUUCUUUACUUUUCCCUCACUCUUUAAUUGCUAUAAUACAUAUUUGUAAACCUUGGUAGUGUUGAGUUCUUUACAUAUUACAGUAGUCUUUGCAUUGCAUCUAUUAGGUGGUCUUUGAGUCCUUACGUUCCUUCCUCUUUUGGGUUUCUGUUUCCAUAUGCAUAAACCAUCUGUUAUUUUACAUUUCAGUGAAAAAAAUUUGAAGUACUUACAUCUUUUUCAUUGCCUAAAAUGUUAACCAGUUUAUUCACUCUGUUUCCCUCUGCCUUUGCUCUGUUUUUCUUCUAACUAACUUUUAGUUUCUUCCAGAUCUUUAAGAAGGUUUUGUUUUGAAACUUUUAACUCAAUGAAGAAGAGUUCUUUCACCAUCAAACUAGUCAUUCUAGUGUUCUGCAUAUUUUGUUUGAUCAGUUGUUGCCUUUGUGAAGAAGAAAAUGAUUCAGCUCCAAUGGAGGAAAAAGAGAAAGCAGCACUGUACUCCGCCAUACAAGGGUUUGUAGGUAAAUUGUGGAAUGGCUCAGAUCUUUAUCCAGAUCCCUGUGGCUGGACUCCUAUUCAGGGAAUUUCUUGUGAUAUCUUUGAUGGCUUUUGGUAUGUGACUGAUUUAAGCAUUGGACCAAUUCAUGACAACUCUCUUGAUUGUGUACCAAAUGCAGAGUUUAGGCCACAACUCUUUGAGCUUAAGCACUUAAAAUCAUUAUCCUUCUUUAAUUGCUUUAUGUCUCCUUUCAAACACCCAGUUACUAUUCCUACCAGAAGUUGGGAAAGACUUGCAAGAAACUUGGAAAAAUUGGAGUUUAGAUCAAACCCGGGUCUUAUUGGACAAAUACCAUCUAAUUUUGGUGCCCUAAAUAAGCUUCAAUCUCUAGUUUUACUAGAAAAUGGGUUAACAGGAAAAUUACCUAGAAUUGUUGGUAAGUUAACCAAUUUGAAAAGAUUAGUACUUUCUGGGAAUUGGUUUAAUGGGAGCAUACCAGAUAGCUUUGGAGGGUUAAAUCAGCUACUAAUAUUGGAUUUAAGUAGGAAUUUACUAUCUGGGUCAUUGCCUUUAAGUAUUGGAGGAAUGGUUUCACUUCUGAAACUUGAUUUAAGCAACAAUCGAUUACAAGGGAAGCUGCCAAUAGAAAUUGGUUAUUUGAAGAAUUUGACACUUUUGGACUUAAGAAACAACAAAAUCUCAGGUGGGUUAACAAAUUCACUUGAAGAAAUGUUUUCUUUAGAAGAGAUGGCUCUGUCAAACAACCCCAUUGGAGGAGACCUUAUGGGCAUAAAGUGGCAUAACCUAAAGAAUUUGGUCGUUUUAGACCUAUCUAAUAUGGGUUUGACAGGGGAAAUUCCUAUUUCUAUUACAGAAUUGAAAAGGUUGAGAUUUUUGGGUCUUAGCGACAAUAAUCUUACAGGCAAUCUCUCACCAAAGCUAGCAACUUUGCCUAAUGUUAGUGCUCUAUACUUAAAUGGAAAUAACUUGACAGGAGAGCUUCAAUUCUCCGAAUGGUUCUACAUGAAAUUAGGGAGGCGUUUUGGGGCUUGGAAUAAUCCAAAUUUGUGCUUCCCUACUGGAUUAAUUUCAAGAACCCAUUUUCCAUAUGGGGUAAAACCAUGCAAGGAAAAGAUUACUUUGCAAGAAGAACAAACCAAUUCAGAUUCCAAGUUGUACGAUGGUAAAAUGAAUCAGAGUUCCAUUUUGACGAUUUCUUUGGGAUUCUCAAAGUAUAGCAUUGAUGGGUUUUGGUGGGUAUUUGUAGUUGAAAUAUUAAUGAUGGUUUGGUUCUAACUCUUGGAUAGGUUCCCAUAGGGCACUUCAUAUUUCAGACUCCAAAAGGUAUGCUGAGCUUUAGGCUUUAGAGGGUAACUUAUUUUGAUAUGUAACAAUUGUUGAUUUUCAUCCAUCUUGUUGUCGCCUAACUUAAAGCUAAUUGCUUUUGAAUUAGAUAACAUAUAUUUCAUAUUCAAUUGCUGGUUA